This is a messenger RNA of Rhincodon typus (whale shark), 590 nucleotides long. RefSeq names its product programmed cell death protein 10-like. Gene Ontology annotation, cellular component: FAR/SIP/STRIPAK complex; Golgi apparatus. Bases 276 to 575 code for a protein of 99 amino acids. The transcript is spliced from 4 exons. Gene Ontology annotation, molecular function: protein kinase binding. Gene Ontology annotation, biological process: positive regulation of MAP kinase activity; regulation of Golgi organization. Lineage: Eukaryota; Metazoa; Chordata; Chondrichthyes; Orectolobiformes; Rhincodontidae. The record is from RefSeq and is a predicted model, not a curated record.
UACUGAUUGGCUCAAGCUCGACAGGGGUUUCCGGUCGAGCCGUUGCCGACGCUGCGCUUCCCUCUUGUUGGUGCUGGAGGCGUCGAAAGGCAGUGCCGUGAGCGAGGUCACCGAGGAGCCAGGUCUCGGGGAGGGGGUUGGCUGCGGCCGUGGUGUAUUCAAAACCCCCGAUGCGUGUGGUGGCUCUCGCUUUUGCAAGGAGGACAGAAGAGGAUUGGCUUGGCACUGAAUGCCUCUGCAGCACUUUUUCAGUAAUAGAGUGUGAUUAACCAAGGAUGACAAUGGAAGAGAUGAGGAAUGAAGCUGAGACAACCUCCAUGGUUUCCAUGCCACUCUAUGCUGUGAUGUACCCAGUGUUCAAUGAGCUGGAGCAUGUUAAUCUAUCAGCUGCACAGACGCUCAGAGCUGCUUUCAUUAAGGCAGAAAAAGAGAAUCCUGGUCUCACUCAGGACAUCAUAACCAAAAUUCUGGAAAAAAAGAGUGUGGACGUUAAUUUCACUGAAUCAUUACUGCGCAUGGCCAGUGAUGAUGUUGAAGGUUUGACUGUUUUCAUGUCAAAUAAAUGUAAUAAGUAACAAAAAUACCCUUUA